This is a messenger RNA of Diorhabda sublineata, 2260 nucleotides long. RefSeq lists its product as uncharacterized. The transcript has 12 exons. The record is from RefSeq and is a predicted model, not a curated record. Lineage: Eukaryota; Metazoa; Arthropoda; Insecta; Coleoptera; Chrysomelidae. Bases 1 to 2226 code for a protein of 741 amino acids.
AUGAAUAAAUCUUAUGAAUAUGGGGAGACUCUGUUCGAUAAUUUCAACUAUUCGACACUAUCAGAAACUUUAGGAGAUAAACAAAUGUAUAUACCCUUCAUGGUAUAUCCAAAGAAGAGUAAGUCUGGAUCGAUUGCUCUCAGAAAUAAAUUUGGAGCUCAUCCCAGAAAUUGUUCGGAAUCGGAUACAUACGUAUCAGCUUCACCAAGACAAAAUCGUUCCAAAAUUGAUUUAGAAUUAGAAAAUUUGGAAAGAAAUAAGGAACGAAUAAAAAACGCUAGGAAAAAACUUCAUGAAAAACUUAGUAAUAUGUAUCCGAGUGAAGACCAACUUUUUGACGUUUAUAUAGGCGAUUCCUAUGAUGUCGCCUCCGUUAACAGUUUUGGUAACAUAUUCGAGCGAAAUGGUGCAUAUCACAGGAAUAUGUCGAGACAAAGCUCAGAUAUAAAAGAACCGUACUUAUGCAAACGAAAAACUAGCGCGCCAACUCCGAAAUGCAAAGUUGAACAACAAGAAGAUAAGUUCUCACCGAAGUUUGUUACACAUCCUCAAGUUAAAAUUAUUCCUGAAAGCGUUUUCGAGAAAAAGUUUAAAACUUUUAUCGAGAAAAGUUUACAAGUGUUAAGUGAAAUUAGAAAUCUUCUCGAUAAAGGGAUAGAACCUCCAGACGGAGAUGAGGACAUUUCUAGAAGAAAGUUGCGUGUUAAAGAGUUUUCAAACAGAUUUUCUAGAAAUUAUUUGUACCCAAUAAUCAGACAGAUUGACGAUUUAAGUAGAUUUAAACAACCACAUAACAGUAGCAAUCAGAAAAUGUUAUCCGCUUAUCACGUUAUAUAUAACGGACUUCUUGCUUAUCAAAACCAUCUCCCGACGUCCAUUGGAAGCUGUUCGUUUGACAAAUUAAAAAUGUUAUUGAAACAUUCAAUGGAUCUUUGUGAUAUCCAUUACAAAUUAGUCCCCAAUGGUGAUGAAAAUGGAUAUAAUGACUUUAUUCAGAGUUACAAACGUAACGCUGAAGUAACUCUACAAAAAGCAGAAGACCAAUUAACAAAUCAUCCCGAUAUUGUAACUUCUUUGCAAUUGAACUCUGUUCAUUUUAGAACGGAACAUAAAACCCCUAAGCCUAAUAAAAAACCUAAAAAUAAUCUAGAAGAUCGGCUGUAUAUGUAUUCAUCUGCAACGGUACCCAAAAAAGAUUCCUUAUGGAAAAAAGCAGCUGAUGCUGUAGGAAAGAAGAAAUUAACUAUCAAAUCCCGUUAUAAAACGGCUCAAUUUAAGCAUCGGCCACCGUUGCAGCAAGUCAAGACUGAAAUAACAGUUCCUAUUGCACAAAGUAUCUGUAAGAUAUCAACCAAAAAAUCUAUAUCGGAGUUAAAAAAAGAUUGUAUUUCUCAUCCCAUUAAUGAUGAUAAUAUUUCAACAAUGAUACAAAUGGAUGAUGAAGCUAACGAUAGAGGUAAUCAAGAAAAAGAUGAAACCAACAAAGAGCUCAUGAAUCACGAGGAAAUUGUGGUGAAAUUGCUCCAGCUGGUACUAGAAAUGAAGGAGAAAAAGAAGAAAGAUAGUUGCGGUGGAAAUGAUCAGAGGUUCAACAAUGGGAAGGUAGCUGAUAUUCUCGAAAAAAUUAAAAGUAGUUGUGAUUAUGAAGUGUUAAAGAAAACCUUAAAUGAGUUAGAGUCAGAUGAAAAAUGGGAAAAUGGUAAUCUUGAAUUGAAAAUAGUCGAAAGUGCAGAAUCAUUUCCCAUGAAAUCGUCGAGAAUUAAAAAAGAACCAACAGUUACUGUAACCGGCGUAAAAAAUGCAAAAUUAAUUUGUAUUCAGGAUGACAAUUCCAUAGAAACAGACUAUGAUAAUAGUAAAGAUGACCAAACAGAAAAAAGUUUAAAACUUAAUUCUGACAUCCGGACUGAUUCAAGCAAAGAAAAUGUAAAAAAUGGUCAAAAACCAUAUACGAUGCUAAGCAUGAAGAGGUCCACUAAAUCUACUAAAUAUUUACAAAUGCUGCCAAAGGACUACGCACUCAAUAUAAUUCAGUAUAAAAUUGAUUUUCAUAAACAUUGUAAGAGUACUCCCAUGUAUAGAAAAAAUACAAAGAUGACGCCAUGGAUAUUAAUGGACCAAUUAUCGGACAAAAUACUCAACCUAGCUCUUCUUCGGGUUGCCAAGGAAGUAGAAAUAAGUGAAGUACUAGAAAAAAUGUAUCAAUCUGAACUCCAAUUUUGUUAGGACUCAUGUGUUCCUAUGGAAUACAUAAUAAAAG